UCCUGCUAAUGUCGACACCUUUGCCUGUAAGGUAGUCUGGGGUACACUUGUGGAAAGUUAUUGCUCAGCUCAGCUUUCCACCAUGAUGUCACUACCUUCUUAAACACACAUUGAAACAGGUUGUGAAGAAGGGUAAAUAUAGCUCUCUGUGGCACCCGGGCUGGUCCGGACAUGCGCUAACUGCCACAUCCAGAGCACACUGAGUCUGCUUCCAGCACUGACACAGUUUGUGAGCCCAUGAGGGAGUCUUAGAUAGAGUUUCUCCCAGGCCUUCAGUGUUAUUAAUAAACACAAAAUGUGCCUCCGUUUUCCUGGAGACAGACACUGCAGACCUCUUCCUAAAUGAAAACCGUGCUAACACAGUAACUGCCUGAACAUUUAGUCGGACUGCCAGUUAACAUUCUCUCAUGGAUGAUCAAAGCUCAGUACAGGAUGGAAACUUCAUGUUAUCUACUGAUGACUCACAUGUGCAACUGAGAUUUUCUGAAGAUAUCUCACCGAGCAACCGCACAGACUCUGAAACACUAGGUAGAUUUGCUCAAGAUCCUAUUCUACGCUCAGAACAGGUGGACAUGGAGAGCUUGGGUGAACUCUUUGAGCACUGCAUACAGCGAGUAUCCCAUCUAGAGAGGCAAAGAGAUGUGCUGAUACAGGAGCUUCUGGUUCUACGGGAACCUAUGCUGCAAGUUGUGGGGCACUUGAGAGCGAAGCUGGAGGGAACACGCAGGCUUCUCGCUCUGGCUCAGCUGGAUUAUAUUACGGUUUGUGAGGAUGUGCAACAGGUAAAGAGGAAACUGUUCACCACAACCAGAGACUGCAUCCAGAGCCAGGUGAAGCUAGCCGAGCAGGAGUACGAGGUGGCUCAGUCUGCUGUUACUCAGGAAGAACUCAAGGCUCAAAUUCAAAGUCUGACCCAGGAGUUGGUGCAGCUGGAGGACGCCCACCAGAACCAGCUCAAUUCCCUCCCUGAUCAGGCCACUAAGCCUUGCAGGCCCAGGGCCAUGAGUGACAUCAGCCAGUGUCGCCAGGCCUCCAUCAGACUGCAGCGAAGGCUCAGUGGCAGUGUGAAGAUGUUGGAAGGCUGGUACGAGCCUCGCCUCAUGGUUCUGCUGAAGAGAAGGCAGGUUGGGGAGGAAGCUUUGAGAAAAACCAGGGAGCAGGCAGUGGACCUGAGAGCCGGGCUGAAGCCUCUGAGAGAGGAGAUACAGAGGCUGGAGGUGCAGAGAUCAUGUCUGAAACAGAGGAUCACUCUUUUGGAGACAGAGCGGCAGGAGAGCACUGCACAACAUAAGAAGACUGUGGAGAAACUAAGAAAGACUCUGAGAGAACUAGAAGUGGAGUUUGAGGUUCAGAGAAAAUCGAAGAAAGGCUUGGAAGAUCUUAAAGAUGGCCUUUUAGCAGAGCUGACAUUUCUGAGGUGGGUUUAUCCCAAUCAUUUCUGCUUUAACUUAGUAAAAGUCAAGAUAAUAAAUGAAUAAUAAACUUAUUUUCUUAUAGGGGUUGUGAACUCAGUGACAUUACAGAGGAAGAGUCAUAAGUUUCAAUUUCCCGAGACAUCAGACAUGAGACCAAAUCACAACGCUGACAUUAUGGUAAAUGGACUGGUUCUUUUAUAGCGCUUUUCUACUCAUCUGAGCACUCAAAGCGCUUUACACAACUUGUGCAUUCACACCCAUUUGCACAAGCACAUCUUUCUAAGUGCUUCAUAGCUAACAUUUACACACAUUCAUACUCCGAUGGAUCGGAGAGCAAUUUGGGGUUAGUAUCUUGCCCAAGGAUAUUUGGCAUGUAGGCUAGGGGAAGCCAGGAAUCGAACCACCAACCUUCCGAUCAGUGGAUGACCUGCUCAUGUAAUGGGUGAGCUACAGCCACCCCAUUACAUGUUU
Molecule: messenger RNA, 1886 nt
Organism: Haplochromis burtoni (Burton's mouthbrooder)
Lineage: Eukaryota; Metazoa; Chordata; Actinopteri; Cichliformes; Cichlidae
Product: syncoilin
Exons: 4
Coding region: 408-1478 (356 amino acids)
Cellular component (GO): intermediate filament
Source: RefSeq, a predicted model, not a curated record